UUGUCUCCCCCCCUCAACGUCUCUUUAUUGAUUUCGAUUCGUCUUCGCUUCAAAACCCAGAUUUCGAUUCCCCUCCUGUGGAUUUCUUCAUGUGGUUUUGUUGUUUUUGCAGCCCCAGAGGGGGAUUUUCUCGGCGAAAGUUUUACCCUUUCGACGAGGGUUUCAAUCUUUCGUUCUCUUGGAUGAAAUCGCCAAGAAUUUGCUUUCCUUUUUACGUUAUUCGUGUAUUGGGUUUGUGAUUUGGCUAUUGAACGUUGGUUUCGUAUGUGGGAUUUGUCUCUGGGUGUCGUCUGAGUACCAUCAUGUCCUUGCUUUGAUCUAAUGUUAGGAAUCGAUGAUGGACCCUUUGACGAAUCCAGGGCCACUUAAGGACAUUGUGUUGUAUGAUCAAGAGAAGCAUGUCUCGUCCGCUGUCUGGGAUGGACAGGAACGAGGUGCAUUGAGAUGCCAUGAACACACUUCGAAGCUAAACGAGUGGAGGCUUAGUUCGAAACAGGUAGAGCUGGUGGAAAGAGCCGGUUUCGGGUAUCUAAGACAGAUACCCGCCAUCAGUCUCGACAACCCACUUAUCUCGGCUUUGGUUGAACGGUGGAGGAGAGAAACCAACACGUUUCACUUCACCCUCGGGGAACUGACAGUGACUCUCGAGGAUGUUGCCCUUCUGCUGGGGCUGGCAGUCGAUGGGAAAGCUGUGAUUGGUGUAACUUAUACAACAUGUUCUUCGGUAUGCGAGAAGUACUUAGGGUUAUCUCCCGAUUCUAAUUACGCGAGCGGAGGAAUGGUGAAACUUAGCUGGUUAAAGGAGUUCUUUUCCGGCUGUCCAGACGAUGCAUCUUACGAGGAGAUUGAACGUAGAACUCGGGCUUACCUUUUGUACUUGGUAGGGAGUACCAUCUUUUCUACAACUACUGGAAAUAAGGUUCCUGUUAUGUAUCUUCCUCUGUUUGAGGAUUUUGAUGAAGCCGGGACAUAUGCAUGGGGUGCAGCCGCUUUGGCUUUCUUAUACCGUGCCCUCGGGAACGCUUCUGUUAAAUCUCAGAGCACGAUUUGCGGUUGCUUGACGUUAUUACAGUGUUGGAGUUACUAUCAUUUAAACAUCGGGAGGCCGAAGCUGAACCGGGAUCCUGUCCACGAUCAUUUCCCGUUCGUGCUUAGAUGGAAAGGGAAGCAAAGUGGUCCAACAGCGAACCGUGAUGUCGUCUUUUACCGAAAAGCACUGGAUUCAUUGAAGCCAUGCGAUGUGGAAUGGCUUCCAUACGAGAACAUGGAGAGUGAAUUAGUGCCAGAUCAUAUCAGAGGGUCUCUCCCGUUGGGUAAAUCGAAAACGAUGUUGAUAUGCUUCGACAAGGCGGAGAGACACCUCCCCGAUCGCUGCGUCAGGCAAUUCGGAAUGUUUCAAGGCAUCCCCGAAGAUGUGCAGAGGUGGGUACGAAAAUCUCGGGGAGUUGAUGGAGGUGUAGACUUGUCAGGUAAAAUGGAGGCAGAGUUAAGCGAGUGGGAACAGCGGUGGGACAGCAUUCUGCAUGAUGAUGUCGGGGCUGUCGAUGAAUCCGACUACAUGAGGUGGUACUCGGGAAUUACUCGUAAAAUUGUCGGGAGACCCAUCUCUCUCUCAAGCGAGUUUCAAAGAACGAUUUCCAACGUUAGGGAGAUACUGGAGUUAGCCGAGAAUUUCCCGAUAGACGAUCUGGAUCGGGAGAGAUGUGGGUUGAUCUCGAAGAUUAUAAGCCUUGCCCAAGAUUGUCUGAGAGAUCAAGUCGGAGUAACCGUUGCUACUGCUGCGGCGACAGAGAGCCAGCAGAUGGAACUCGGGAAAAGGAUUCGGGGUAAAGAAAGGGUGAGAAGGAAAGGAAUGGGAAAGAGACGGAAAGGCGUCGACCCGAUGGAAGAUUACGGAGGAAGUGAAGACGAGUCCCAGUUCGCGAAUGUGGUUGAGGUCGAUCAGUUGCAUUUACCUCCUCCUCCUGUCUACGACGGAACACAUCACUUGUACGACGAUGUCGAGCUUUGCGGGGACGAUACCCACAUCGCCGAAAACAUCACUGGACUGCCUGAGCCUCAGAAGAUCGACGAGAUCGACGGCUCGUUUAUGGACAGUACGAACAAGACGAUGGAGCUUCAUGACGAGCUUGGUGCCUCCUCCAAUGGCUGUGGUAACCCGUCACAGCAUAAGCCCUUGUCAGUUCCAGAACUGCCGGAGCAGUACGAUGUGAAGAAAGAAGAUAGAGACUCGAAAGCUGAAGAUGCAGGCUGUGAGGGCGGAACGAAGGGCGAACAUUCUGACGGAGGAACAGAAGGAAUUCAUGGUGGUGGUAAUGGCGAAAACCCGGAAUGAGGAGACAGUUGCAGAGACGUGAAAGAGACAGAGAGAACACCUUUGUAGUCUUGAAGUCUCUCUCUCUCUCUCUCUCUCUCUCUCUCUCUCUCUCUCUGACAUUUUCAGACAAAACGGACCUCAAGAGGGUAGUUUGCAACUGAAGAACUCUGUAAGAUCUGCAGAGGUGGAAUGGGUUUAAGAGCAGAAGAAUCUUGAGUUAGAAUUUUUUUUUUUUUUUUUGAGGUUUUCUUUUCAUAACAUUUGGUUUUUAAGUUAUUUCUUCAUUCGAUUUCUGUUUUCUCUAGAGCUAGUGGAUUAACCAGUAUUUGCAAAGUGAUCCUUUAA
Messenger RNA from Tarenaya hassleriana, 2662 nucleotides. Its product is annotated as serine/threonine-protein phosphatase 7 long form homolog. The transcript is spliced from 6 exons. Gene Ontology annotation, biological process: meristem maintenance; meristem development. The record is from RefSeq and is a predicted model, not a curated record. NCBI's taxonomy places the organism in Eukaryota, Viridiplantae, Streptophyta, Magnoliopsida, Brassicales, Cleomaceae. The coding region runs from base 335 to 2335 and encodes 666 amino acids.